CCAGGCGAUUUCCAUGGCGACCGGACGUCCGUUUGCAACGCAAACACGACGUUGUUAUUCGACGCGAGCCUCUACGCCCGCGAAGUCCUCCUUCUGUUUAACCAUGACACCGUAAUUAUUAUCCUAGACCCGCUUGUCGCGUUUGUACACCACACCACGUCAAUGGUGUGCGGGGUGUACCUACGUCUAACUUUCCAUAAAUUAUAAUGCAUGCGGUGGUGUUUUAGUUGUGCGCGAAAUAUUUUCAUUGCCAAAAAUGGACGAAAUGGAAGGACGAUCGCCGUCUCAAUGUCAAGGCAGGACGCUGGACGUGCCGCAGUGGUUGAAUGAAAUUCGAGAUAAUACACCGACGGAUACAGAUGACGAUCGUUCGGAGUCAACUAGUCGGCGUUCAAGUUUGCUGACCUUCGGCGAAACACCGCACGGAUUAGAUUUGCCAAACUCGGAGAGUUUAAUAUUGUCACGUCCGAAUUCAUCCGCGCGAUUUGGAAGGCGAGCGCAACACCAGCAGGAACGCGGAAAACCGCAGAAGAAUGCGGAAGUGAAUGUGCCACGCGUCGAGAAUCAGGAUUUACAGGGUAAACGUACAAUGCCGAAUUGGAGCGAUGAUAAGCUGGAGAAAUCGUGGAAGAGUCUUAGUAAGUUUCAACAGAGCCACAAGGGACGCCUUGAUAGUGCCAAAAUCUACAAUGUCACUGAACGCAAACGAUUAAGUGAUCAAUUUGAUCCAACGCUUUCACCGAUAUCACCAACGAAUUCAACAAAUUCCUCGUCGGAGAGCGCGUACAGCCCGUCAAUAUGUGAUCCGGAUGUGCCAAACCUAAGAAGCCGAAGUGAAAUGUCAACGUAUAUGCCUCAAUAUGUCUAUUCAAAAAUUCGCAAAGCCACAGAACCCGUCAAUAUGUUAUCAGACAAUGUGCUCUCGAAAACUAUUAAUAAUUUCAACACGAUCAGCAAGUCAAAAUCAACCGAAAAUAUUUUCAUGGGCUACAGCGCUAGGACACUAGAAAAGCAAAGCAAAGAUUUUCACGGUAGUGAAGAAAGCCUAAACUCUUGCCGACUCAACGACUACAAAUUGAAAGUUGCGCGAGAAAAUGAACUGCGUCAGCAGAUAAUUAACGAACUAUUACUGGAAAACGAGCAGAUUUCUAGCAAGAAAAAACAGGGCAAGUUCCGACGAAAAUCCACCGAUGAAGUUUUCAUUAUCCCUGAACUGCCAGCGGGAAAACACCUAAAAGUGACUAUUUUGACCACCUGGGGUGAUAAAUAUUACGUGGGCCUCAACGGAAUUGAAUUAUUCGGCGAGGACGGGAAAAUUAUCCAAGUAGCGAAAAUUACGGCAAGUCCAAGUGAUGUGAAUGUCCUUCCGGAAUGUUGUAAUGAUCCGCGUGUGGUGACGAAUUUAUUAGAUGGAGUGAAUCGCACCCAGGACGAUGUUCAUCUAUGGUUAGCGCCAUUCACACUGGGCGAGAAUCAUGUUAUAAAUAUUGAAUUCAAGGAACCUAAUGUUAUUUCAAUGAUGCGGUUUUGGAAUUACAAUAAAUCUCGGAUUCACAGCUAUAGAGGUGCGAAAGAUGUAGUAAUGGAGCUUGAUGGGCAAAAAAUCUUCGUUGGAGAAAUAGCGAAAGCUUGUGGUGGGAUUAUAGGAGGCGUUGAUGCAUUCGGCGAUACCAUACUGUUUACCGUAAAUGAAGAUAUUCUCGAAGCUAUAUCCCAGAACGACCACGCAUAUCCCACAUUAACAUCGGCAAACAAUAAAAUAAACACCCCCUCAAUAACAGAAGAAAGACCUUUGACGUCGGCGCUUACAACAAGCAAUGGAAUAAGGCCGCAUACGGGAAGAUCUCCUUUCAGGUCAGAUUAUGUUGAAGAUGAAUCUGGGGAACAGAUACUGUUGGGUUGCAAAAAACUGGAUAUUGUCUUGAUUUCCAACUGGGGUUUUGCGGAUGUGAUAGGUCUUACAGGGAUAGAGAUUAUAGAAGCCGGGGAGCUGCCAGUGCCUAUUAAGGAAGACUAUAUUCAAUGUGACACACCAACUGAUCGAAUGCUACAACGGAGACUGUUUGCAGAGGAAAAUGUGACGACUGAUCGGAAUAAUAUGUGGCUCACACAGUGCAAAUACGGGGAACAUAUGAAGAACAUUGAAUUUGACAGAUUCAUCUAUAUUGCAGGUCUACGAAUAUGGAACUAUAACUCCAAUCUGGAAAUGACCUACGCGGGAGUUUCCCGACUUAAAAUUCUCCUCGAUGACCGACCGGUGUCCAACCCCCUGACAAAAGAUGCGGUGUUCCUAUUACGGAGGGCGCCUGGUAACGUCAACUACGACUUUGUGCAGGAGAUCCUCCUCGGCGAUAGCAACUCUUUGGUGCACAAAGUCGAGCGCACACCGAGUUUCAUCAUCUCGAGCAACGCGCAUGAGUGUCCCUUGCUUCCCGAGGGUUUUGUUUUGGAAAUUGUGGUGUACUCCACAUGGGGGGAUCAAUACUAUUGUGGACUGAACGGAUUAGUAAUAUAUGACCACAAGGGUCGCAAAUUGGUACUGGAUGAAAGUAAUAUUUGUGCAUACCCGGAAAGUAUCAAUGUGUUACCAGAUGUAUCUGGUGAUAUCCGAACGCCUGACAAGUUAAUAGACAACGUCAAUGAUAACGACGACGGGUUACACUCAUGGCUAGCGCCUGUUAUACCAAAAUCUUUAAACAGGAUUUACGUGGUCCUAGACCAACCCGUGAUGGUCUCUGUGAUUGAAUUUUGGAACUAUUCAAAGAAUCCCAGCCGUGGUAUCAAAGAAUUCGGUAUAUUACUGGAUGAUCUACUCAUAUACAACGGAAUCCUGGAUAAAUAUAGCCCAAGGGACAAAUGCAAACAUCGAAGCGUAGCUUUUACAGAUGAUCUCAAAGUCGUAGAGAAUGAAUCAAACACCUUGAUCAAACCUAAUAGUAAUGUGGCAAUCAGGACAGCGACCAGUGGUAGCGAACCCAGUGCCGAUCCAGCUCUACGACCCUUUACAGCAGUAAGCCCCUUCACUCGCACCUCACAAAGCCAAUGAGGCCUUCAGAACCCCGCAACAUUUAGUUGUAGCCUACGCUUACGACACAAACUUGUUAAUCCUACCUGUAAGCUAUACUUAAUAAGUAGUAAUUGUUACAUUGUA
Messenger RNA from Dalotia coriaria, 3151 nucleotides. Its product is annotated as katanin-interacting protein-like. Lineage: Eukaryota; Metazoa; Arthropoda; Insecta; Coleoptera; Staphylinidae. The record is from RefSeq and is a predicted model, not a curated record.